This is a messenger RNA of Neolamprologus brichardi, 1253 nucleotides long. RefSeq names its product enoyl CoA hydratase domain containing 1 (gene echdc1). NCBI's taxonomy places the organism in Eukaryota, Metazoa, Chordata, Actinopteri, Cichliformes, Cichlidae. Gene Ontology annotation, cellular component: cytosol. Gene Ontology annotation, biological process: fatty acid beta-oxidation. The record is from RefSeq and is a predicted model, not a curated record. Gene Ontology annotation, molecular function: catalytic activity.
UAGGGGGGCAGAUUUCAAAGUGACACCACCGGACUGUCAUAAAGCAAGCAGCAGGAUGGUCCUCUGUGCACUGAGGCAACAGGUCCUGAGGUGCAGCAGUCACUGCAGAACCUGGGCCAGGCUGCCGCAGAGACAGAGGAGUGGCUGUGUUUACUCCAGCAUCCACGGCUUCAACCAGGAUGAGAUCAAAGAGAAGCUUCAGGCCUUUCAUGGAGGCUCCAUUGAUCUGCUGAAACAGGACUCUGGCAUUGCGGUGCUGACCAUCAACAACCCAUCUCGCAUGAAUGCUUUCUCUGGCAGUAUGAUGAUAGAUCUGGAGGAAAGGGUGAGCCAGCUGGAGAACUGGCCAGAGGGCAAAGGCCUCAUAGUUCAGGGUGCGGCUGAAACGUUCUGCUCUGGGUCUGACCUUAAUGCUGUCCGAGCAAUAUCUAACCAACAGGAUGGGAUGAAGAUGUGUAUGUUCAUGCAGAAUGCUCUUACGAGGCUGCUCAGGCUCCCCCUGAUCUCUGUUGCUCUGGUGGAAGGGAGAGCAUUGGGAGGCGGCGCAGAACUCACGACUGCCUGCGAUUUCAGAUUAAUGGCAGCAGGCAGCGUGAUCCAGUUUGUCCAUAAACACAUGGGUCUGGUCCCAGGCUGGGGCGGUGCUGCCCGACUUGUCCACUUGGUUGGAAGCCAGAACGCACUGAAGUUGCUUGGCGGGGCUGUAAAAGUGGAUCCCGAGCUUGGCGUAAACAUUGGACUGGUGGAUGGAGUCCUGGAAGGCCAUCAGAAAGCAGAAGGUGCUGCCCCUCUCCUGCAGCAGGCUGAAAACUGGCUCAGUCGCUACACAAAGGGACCUGCCCCAGUGAUCCAAGCUGUGAAGAAGGUGGUGCUGUCAGGCAGAGAGCUUCCUUUGUCUGAAGCUCUGAGGACUGAGAAGGACAUAUUUGGGACGGUGUGGGGCGCUCCGGCUAACCUGGAGGCCCUGGCGAGCAAGUCCAAACACAAAUGACUUUUGUGGAAACUAAUGUUAGGGGACUGAAGUUAUAUAUUUGUUUUGAUUGAGGACUUUUACUAGGUGCAUCUGUUCAAAUGCAGUGAUAGUGAGAGAUGAGUCACUGCGCAGUGCUGUGGUUGUGAUUCUUGUUGCAUCUCUGUGAUGUUAUGCCUACAAGUUUAGAUGUUAAGAAGCAAAAACACCCACUGAAGCUUUCUUUUUUAAUGUUGCAUACAGAACUUCCAGGUAAAGUAAAUAAAUACAAAUCUGGAUUAUG